AUGAGGAAGACUUCUAAAAGCCCACAACUGAUUUUACAAGAAACACCAAGGAAUAAACGAAAAAAGUUUAAUCCACAAUGUCUGCAGAAGGAAAGUAUCAAGGAAGAUAUGGAUAAAGAAGAUGGAAAUAAAAUUUUCAGUAGUAUGAUUUUUAAUGGAGAUACUGAAAAGGGAAAAUCAUUUUUUACGGACACCUUCAGUCUUUCCAAAGACAACUCCAAAAUGUUUGCAAACCAUCAAACUUCAAACCAUCAAACCAUCAAAAAUAAAGUUUUCACAAAGUUUCAUUCAAAUUAUCAACAAUUAUUAGGAGACGCUGCCGUUGGAAAUAAUGCGAAUCGAGUUAAUGAGCUUCUCAAUUCUAAUAUGGAUGUAAACGACUCGGAAAUGAAACUUAAAGAAUUUGCUGUUAUAACCAUGGAAGAACUAUUAAAAUUAUAUGGCCUAUCUUUUCCACAAAAAGAAAUUAUCGACGCAAUACAGAAAACAAAAAUUGAUUUAUUAUUGUCAUCAACAUGUACUCAGCAAAAUCUUGAACCACCAACUCCACCUCGUACACCAGUAUUAAAUAAUUCAGUGAAGAGUGAAAUUGACGAGAAAACUAUUCUGGAAAACAAAUUUUCAAACUAUUUCGAAGAUUUUAGUGGAUUAGAGGGUAGUUCAAGUGGAUCACAAGUAAAAGCAGUAGAUGAAAAUUCAAGUGAUUAUGCAAUGCCCUAUAUAGGUUUAUAUGGAUUGAAUCCUAAAUCAAGUUCAAAGUCACAAACUACGAACAUCGUCGAUCAUCAGGCUGAACGACAAUUAAUCGAAAAACACAAAACCUAUCAUAUGAAAGAUGAACAACUACUUAAAGAUGGUUUUCAGAAAUACUUAAAAUCCGAAGCAUGCAAAAUUCAGGGAUGUAGAUUCAGUACUAUCUGUAAUCACAUUCACUGCACCCGUCACAAUUGUUCUUAUGUCCUGCAUUCAAGUAGUCAGCUUUUAAGUCAUAAAAGGAAACAUGAAAGAUUAGAUGCUGAAUUAUCACAAAGAAAAUUUAGAGCAGAAGGGUCUGUUAUAGAUUUUAACGCACAAGAGCUUGCAGUACUGCAGUCAUAUCAAAAUUUAGAUUUAUGGCCAAAAUCAACUGUGGCUUCAAAUAUGAAAAAAAAUCUGGUUUCUGACCAUGCAAUAACUGAAAAAUUCAAUAAACUGUUGAACAACUCGUCGUUGGAAAGUUUAAAUAUUUUACUUAAUCAAGCACCUGCAAAACAAUCGAAUAUAUCAGAAAAGCUUAGACAAGAUGAUAAUAAUUUAUUAAAAUAUGAUACUUCAAGUGUUGAAAAAGAUCAAAAUGAAAACGAUUAUGAGCAUACAAAUCUUAAAUCAAUGGGCCAGAAUGUAAAUACUCAAAAAAAUAGCAUAAUCCAUAAAGAAACAGAUGAAAUAGAAAAUAUUGUUAGUCAAUAUUUUAGCGAUUUUUGUACGAAGCAACAGCAAAAACAAGACGAUAAACCAUUAAAUUUAGAUAUUAAAUCUUCGGAAAAAAAUAAUAUGAUAGAAUGUUUCAUGACCAAUAAUGAGCCGCAUUUGCAUUGUUUGAUAACAGGUUGUGAAGCGGUUGUAGCAAGUGAACUAAAUGAAGUCACAGAACAUCUUAAUGUUCAUGAAAUAGAUCAAGGAGCUAACAGCAUAAUUCAAAACUCUACACUUCUUCAAAUAACAUCAGUUGAAGGAUUUUUUAACAGAAAACGAGGAAGGCCACCAAAAAAUCGAGUUGUAGAAGUCUAUAAUAAUGCUAAUCAUCCACCACAAGCGAUUUUUACAAGUUUUAAACUGGAACGCAAUAAUACUGGCAAGAAAAAUACAAACACACCGAAUGUAGAGAAAUUUUCUGGCAAUGAAGAGAAAGAAAAAAAUCUUCAGACGACAUCUGAUGAGGACAUAUUCGCAAAGAUUGACAUUAUUCAGUCAUCAGAAAAUUGUAAUGAUUCAGCAUGCGUUUUUAAGAAUUUGAUACAUCUUCAUUGUAAUGUAUCAAAGAGUUGCCAUUAUUCAACAAACUAUUUGUCUUUUAUGAAUAUUCAUUUGAAUGAAUUCCAUGGGCAACAUCAAAUACUGCCUAAUUAUGAUUACUUUGAUCGAAAUUAUGAUUGCAAACUAUCGGAUUGCUGCUACAAUAAGAUCUCGUGUCAUUACCAUUGCCUUUCCUGUAUGUUUUCCUUCACCAUGCCUUCUGAAAUGAAUGAACAUAUUUGUGAAGGAAAUAUCGAAGAGAAUUAUGAAUACUUUGAUACUAUUGAAAAUGAUAUUAUGAAAGCUCAUCAAGAAAAAACAAAAUCUGCUGCUUUUUACAACAAUAAAGAUUUGCUAUUUGGAGGUGAACAACAAUCAAAAGAAGAAGAAACAAUAAAUUUAAAUUCUUCAGAUGAUAUCCCAAACAAUGAGUGUGAACAAACUAAAGUUUCAGUUGUUCGGGCAGUAGGUACUUGGGUACCUAACAAUGAAAAUGAAAAUAUUCACACCCCAGGUGACAUGAUAUUGCAAUCAAUGGUAGGCUCACGCACACAAAAUGAGCCAAAGAAUAAGUAUGAUAAGAUUCCCGCUACCAAUGAAUGUUUUCAGUUUGAAGAAAAAAUUGGCGAUCAUUAUCCUAAACUAUCACAGCCUCCAGUUGGAUUCAAUCAAGAAACUUUUCAUACUUCUAACAAACCAUUCAAUGAUGCAAAAAAUGAUCUUGAAACAUUUUUAUCGACAACUUUCCAAUCUUUGAAAGAUAACACAUUUUCUCCUUUUAGUGGUACAUCAACCACCUUAUUACCUUUUCAAAAUCUCCAAAUUGCAAAUCUACUUAGGUCUUCAAUCCUUAAUGUUGACCAUAGAAAAAUGUUAUCUUUUCCAUCACCUAUGUCGACAUUGGAUGGAAAUCCUGAAUUUAGUUUAGAAUCAAUGGUAGCGAACAAUAUUUUGGGCAUAAAUCGUAAACAUAAAAUUGAUGAACUUGAAAAUUUAUUAACAAAAAAGAAACCGAAACCUUUAGAACGAGUGAGAGAGCGUAAAAAUAAAUCUUACAAAGACAAUAUAAUCCCGAAGGGUUACCUGAAAUUCAGAUUUAAUCAAGACUGUAACUUUUCUAGAUGCGGUUAUCGCAACCAUCAGUCUCAUUUUCACUGUACGCGUAAAGAUUGCAGCUAUAGCUUUUGCGAUAGAACACGUUUUAUGCAACACACCGCACGUCACGAACGUCUUGACAAACUCAUGGGCAAUGAUUUUAAGCAAUUUCGUGCUAAUAUACCCUGCGGUUAUCAGACUUGUUGCUAUAACAAAAAUCUCGAUUUAAACAAUAAAUCUUCUCAUUUUCAUUGCCUAAAGUGUGACUACAUUUGUUCAGAUACAAACAAAGUCGUGGCUCAUCGGAGACAGCAUAACAAGCAGGAUUAUAUUAAGCUUGCUGGUUUCAAAAAAAUUUCCAACAAUGAACAUUGCAAAAUAGCUAAUCAAAACACGCCUGAUGGCGAAUGUCCUUAUACUCUUAAACAAAGUCAUUAUCAUUGUUUGGUUUGUGAUAUGGCUGUUUUAAACCAUAGUCAAAUAUCAUUUCAUAACCAUCAGAUUCGACCUUAA
Molecule: messenger RNA, 3603 nt
Organism: Clunio marinus
Lineage: Eukaryota; Metazoa; Arthropoda; Insecta; Diptera; Chironomidae
Source: the annotation of a GenBank genome assembly